CCCCCUCCCCCCCGGCAGAGCGGCCCGCGCCCCCUCCCCUCGGAUGUGGCUGAGCUGAAGCGCGCAGGCGGGAGACUCUGCAGGAUCCGCGGCCCCGAGCAUCUUGAGCGGUGAACUCUUCAAGUCUCCGAUUAAAUUUUAAAAAUGGCCUCCAAUAAAACUACAUUGCAAAAAAUGGGAAAGAAACAGAAUGGAAAGAGUAAAAAAGUUGAAGAGGCAGAGCCUGAAGAAUUUGUGGUAGAAAAAGUGCUGGACCGCCGUGUAGUGAAUGGGAAGGUCGAGUACUUCCUCAAGUGGAAGGGGUUCACAGAUGCUGAUAAUACUUGGGAACCAGAAGAAAAUUUAGAUUGUCCAGAAUUAAUUGAAGCAUUUCUUAAUUCUCAAAAAGCUGGUAAAGAAAAAGAUGGUACAAAAAGGAAAUCUUUAUCUGACAGUGAAUCUGAUGAUAGCAAAUCGAAGAAGAAGAGAGACGCUGCUGACAAACCAAGGGGCUUUGCCAGAGGUCUUGAUCCUGAACGAAUAAUUGGUGCCACAGACAGCAGUGGAGAAUUAAUGUUUCUCAUGAAAUGGAAGGACUCAGAUGAGGCUGACUUGGUGCUGGCAAAGGAGGCAAAUAUGAAGUGUCCUCAGAUUGUCAUUGCCUUCUAUGAGGAAAGGCUGACUUGGCAUUCUUGUCCUGAAGAUGAAGCACAAUAAUUGUUUGCAUUUAUAUAUAUAUUUAUACAUAUAUAUAUAAAGUCUGGAUCUUGGGUUUUGAAAUAACUAGUGUGGAAAAAAUAGCAUUCUAAUAAAAGUCAAGUUUGAUAUGCUGGUUUUGAAAGUAUUGACGGUAGUUGGGAUAGUUUUGGUUUUUGUUCUGCAUCAAAAGGCACUGAUUGCUUUGAGCAAGUAAGAGCUUUCUGUAGUUGCUUCCUUUAACAAUAGAAUAUUUGAUACCAUGUUGUAUUUCCUCAGCUUUGAAGAACGGCUUUUCUUAACCGCUGGGGAGAUUUUACAGUCGCUACUCAGUCUGAAUUUAUUUUUAACUGGGACACAGAAGGACCAUCCUGAGUUUGUUUGUAUGUGGUGUAUGCAUAAAACACAAUGACUUGUUUGUUUUGUCUUGUUUUUAAUACUUAAAGAACUGAAGAUGAAAACACAAGUGGAUGAGAUUCCCUCAUUGUGAACAUUUUUCUGGAACCGAAACCUUUCAGAUUAAACAGAUUCUGUAAUUUAUUGGAUAGUUUAAAAGCAACCACAUCAGAAUUGAUGUAUUAUCACGUAAAUACAGUAGUUUAUUUACUGAAUGUUGUCCAUACCAACUCCACCUUCAGAAAAUGGAAUUAAACAAAGUAGUAGUGUGACUUAAUAAAAAGACUUGGGCCUAGUGUGGUGGUACAUGCCUUUAGUCCCAGCGCUCUAGAGGCAGGUCCAGCUCAGCUAGUCAGCCUAAAGGUUCCUCUGGUGAACCAUUCCUUUGUAGAAAGUUAAAAUCUGUACUAAAAGGUUAUUAUUCAUGGAAUCUGUUUGAUGUGGAAAUAGAAUCAUGGUUGGAGCUAAUGUUGGCAACUUAAGACCUGCUGACUAAGUGAGUGAACAAAAGUUGCUAAUACCAAUUAAUGACUUGCAUGCUUUUUCUUUACCCUGACUCAUUCCUUACUGGUAGGAUCAAUCUUUUCAGUAUUUGCCUUCUGGUUCAAUGAGCCAGAAAAGUAACUCUGUAGUAUCAGAAUGUCAUCCAACUGUAUAUUUACUUUACUGUAAAUAAUGGUGAACAGUGGUCAAUAAAUAGUUUUAUAUUCCUUUA
This is a messenger RNA of Grammomys surdaster, 1786 nucleotides long. It is a transcript of the gene Cbx3, whose product is annotated as chromobox 3. Gene Ontology annotation, cellular component: pericentric heterochromatin; nucleus. The record is from RefSeq and is a predicted model, not a curated record. NCBI's taxonomy places the organism in Eukaryota, Metazoa, Chordata, Mammalia, Rodentia, Muridae. The transcript has 6 exons. Bases 145 to 696 code for a protein of 183 amino acids. Gene Ontology annotation, biological process: negative regulation of transcription by RNA polymerase II; chromatin organization. Gene Ontology annotation, molecular function: chromatin binding.